Oppiella nova is the source of this 726-nucleotide messenger RNA. NCBI's taxonomy places the organism in Eukaryota, Metazoa, Arthropoda, Arachnida, Sarcoptiformes, Oppiidae. The record is from the annotation of a GenBank genome assembly.
AUGGACGAAUUUGAAAUAAUUGAUAAAAUUGGAAAUGGUAGUUUUGGUGACGUAUUCAAAGCAAUUAAUAAAACUAAUAACAAUGUUAUUGCUAUUAAACGAUUUAAAUUUCAAGAUUAUUAUUCAGAAAAAGAAAUACAAAAGAUUUUAAUAGAAAUUGAAUCAUUAAAACAAACUCAAUCUGAGCAUGUUGUUGAAUAUUACGAUUCAUGGUACGAUGGGCGCUAUCAUCACAUUGCAAUGGAAUUAUGUGAUGAUUCACUUAAAAGUAUAAUUCAAUUAAAACCAGAAAUAUUUGGCAGAGAAUUAGGUGAACCUAUGAAUAUAUUCGAGUAUUUCAUAUCAGGCGUUAUAUUCAAACAAUUGUUAGAAAGUGUUCAAUAUUUGCAUGAAUUGAAACCACAGAUCAUUCACAGAGACCUCAAACCCGAUAAUAUAUUAAUCACUAGUAAUGUUAAGAACGGUAGAUUUGUUAAGUUAUGUGACUUUGGUUUGGCUACAGUUCACGACAAAACAAUACACUAUAUGACUAAAUUUAAACAUACUGCAGAUGUAGGUGAUAUGCGCUACAUGGCACCUGAAGUUUCACAAAGGAAAAAAUAUGGACAUAAAUCAGAUAUUUAUAGCUUGUCACUAAUUGGAUGCGAAUUAUUUAAUAAUAUUGAUUUAUCAAUGUCAGAUUAUGAUAGUCGUGCUUAUACUAAGGUUUGGGUCAGUUAUGGUCAA